Messenger RNA from Priceomyces carsonii, 1344 nucleotides. RefSeq lists its product as uncharacterized. The transcript has a single exon. The record is from RefSeq and is a predicted model, not a curated record. The coding region runs from base 1 to 1344 and encodes 447 amino acids. Lineage: Eukaryota; Fungi; Ascomycota; Pichiomycetes; Serinales; Debaryomycetaceae.
AUGAGUCUGACUGAGAGCAAAAGGACCCAGCCCUCCCUCAAAGAAAAAACUACGACAAAUAAAGACUUGAUCCUUUCAUCAUCUAAAGCAGAAAAGAACAUUACAGUAUCCAUGGCGUCAGAGAAUGAUAAUGAUAGUUCAAAAAACAAGCCGUCAUUGAGAAGGGAGGAGUUAGAGGAAAUCGCGAAACAGCUCAAAAAAAAGUUGUCAAAGGCAUCGAUAGCUGCCAAACAAUCUAUUUCACCAUUGAGUAAAGACCAAACAGAUGCCAUCUAUAAAGUUGAAAAGUCCAGCCCGUUGAAUCAUCAUCCUAAGAGACGGCUGUUCGCUUCUCCUACAAAUUUUAGCGGGAAGAUCUUGAGCUCUUCGUCCCUGGGUGACAUGUAUUCACCGCAUGAAAUAUCUCCAACUCAAGUGAAAUCACCAGCAGGUGUAUUUUUGAAUUCUUCCCCCUUGAAAAAUAUUGCAAUAGACUCUGACGUUGAUAAGUUGCCUGAUAGUCCAUCGAGAAAAAACGUCUCUGUUAAAAGGGAGUCCAAAGGAGAACCUCAUAUGAUCUUGGAACAGGUACCGUAUCCCAGCACACCUAAAAAAAACCCUGCGAUCUUGAUGCCAUCAUCUAGCUCCAAAUCAGCGUUGCUGGACCACUCUCUGAAUCAACAGACUACUCCAACCCUACAAAAGAAGCAGCUUUAUGGUAACUCGAGCACUACGUCUUUAUUGAAGACACCUACACAAUCUCGACCAAAUACAGGUGGCUCCUAUAACGACGAUGAGGGCGCUGAUCUCUUGAUGUAUUUGGCAACGUCUCCCUCUCCUGCGAAACCAUUUUACUCUAAUACCCCAAGAUCAAGUCAUCACCAACAUCAUAACAGUUCCUCAUCAUCAGUGCCGAAUUCUGCAGGGUCUUUAUCAGUCUCGGGUAAACCACAUUCUCCAAGCUCUCAGAAUUCGUUUACUGCACCCCCUCCUUUGACUCCAAAACAUAACCUUUCCAACUCGGCAAGGACUCCUCAAAAUAGGGUCACUCCAUCGGUCAACCUUCUCAAUGCCUUAAACGCCACUACAGCUAAUGGACUUCCUUCUUCUGGGUUGAGCCUUACUCCCGCUGGGUUCAAUAUGAGUGACUAUGUCAACUUUUUUACGCCAUCCCCUGGAAGUGCCAACGUGCAUAAUAGUAACAAUUUAAGCGCACACUCGAAAGCAUUUUUAAAGACGCCCGACUUUAACAAUAUAGUGAGCUCUUCAAUGCAAAAGCAGAGGGUGGAUGGUAAGAUGAUUAAUUUUGAUAAGGUAUUGUUUGGAAACUCAAGUUCUAAUGGGGAGUCGUACUCGAAAGAGUAA